AUGCGGCGACCGUUCUUGCGAGGGAUUCCGCACGAGGAUACGGGAUCCGAUCCUGAGCUCGGUGAGGAGAAAGUCCCUGAUUGCGCUAGGCUCGAUGGUAUCCCUCAAAAGAUUGAGAUGCCGUGGAGAUCAUCGUCAAGAUCUCUGGCUCGGGAUGGUCGAUCGGGGAUGACCGAAGAUAUAGUCAUCGCUUUGCGGGAGAGGGUGGGAAUCAGUGACGCGGUCAAGAUUCUCGUUCCCUUACCUGACCAAAGGCCGAUGGACGCUCCACCUGGAUGGUUUUGCCUCUACGAAUGCUUCCUCACGGAGUUUGGAAUACGUUUUCCGGUCCUCCCGUUACUUCUCGAGUAUGCGUAUGAGCGGGGUGUAGCGUUGAGUCAGCUGACCCAUGGUGUAGUGCGGCAUAUGGUCUUCUCGACCGCUCUGGCGAAGGCAGCCGGGAUGAAGCUAGACAGGGAGCUCUUUGAGCGUAUAACUGAUCUUCGUGCUGGGGUUAAGGAAGGAGGUUUCAAGCGUUUCCACACAUCGAUGAAACAUGACAUCGUUUUUGGUGAUCAUCGAACGAAGAUUCAUCACUGGACGCGCUACUACUUUUUUGUCAAGAUCGACCGUGCUUCGGUCGGGGAUUUCGAUCCUAGUCACGUCUUAACAAGAAUGGGAAGGAUUGUCCCAAGGAAAGUAAAUACUACUUUAAAGGAGAAGUUUAGAACUUUACGCGACUUGAGUAGAGAGACUUGGGCGGAUGCGUUUGCCGAGACCGAAAGGAAGAAGAAGGAAAAGAAAGGAAAGGCUAUUGCUAUAGCGAUUCCUCUCCCUGAUAAGUUGCCGGGUGUUGCUAGGAAGACAGGCUUAAGGAAAAGGGCUCCGGCUUUGGUGGAUGAUGAUAUCCUGAUCUCUGAUCCUUUAUCCAAGCGGAUGAGAUCAGAUUCCUGCGAGCUAGGUGAUCUUCCUCAGUCACUGGGGUCUCUUGGGGGUGUCACCAGUGGCGAUUUCUCUUCUCGGACUGUCGCGGCUUCUACUGGUCAGGGCGGGGAUAUGAGUAUCCUGGAGUCUGGAGGUGACGGGGCGACGGAUUUCGUCGGGAUAGACUCCGAUGCCGUCUCCUUUAAGUGGAAAGGUGGUGCUCCUUUAAUGGAUAAUGGGACUUUAGUGGAGAGAUGGUUUGGGGUUGCAAACCUAAGCCAUGCUGGGGGGUUCCGCGUGGUGAGCUUGAGUUCAAGGGUGCUUUCGAUGAGGCUUCUAAUAAUCUUAUUAGAGCCGGAGGGAAGUUUGCUGCGUUGA
This is a messenger RNA of Microthlaspi erraticum, 1281 nucleotides long. NCBI's taxonomy places the organism in Eukaryota, Viridiplantae, Streptophyta, Magnoliopsida, Brassicales, Brassicaceae. The record is from the annotation of a GenBank genome assembly.